ACGUGUGCAGUCUUCAUAUAUAUAAUUCGGGAACACAACAGAUACAGGGCCUACUUCUUCUCUAUCUGGUGCCGACCAAUAUUAUUAUUAUUUUGCGGUGAAAGCUAGAUUAGGUUAUCACUCGCUGCAGAUUGUACCGAACCUCGUCUCUGGGUCUUUCAAGCCCAUGCAGUGUACUGGCGUUGACCGAAUCCACUCAAAUCUAUCUCGUCAUCGUAACAUGGCUUUCAUAAUAGCCGGCGCCGUUACGGCAGCGGCAGUUGGAGUUGCGGGCGCAACGGCGGGUCUGGUUAAACGCUUCAUGGACCGGUUCGUCGUCGUAGCAAAUGACACGCCGCAUCCGAUCUCCGUAGUUGUGGAGCAUCCCCAGGGUAAAAGCCAGUCCGUUAUUGAGGCAGGAGAGUCCAUGAAGUUCACCGUAUCUAACAACAAACCGAUCUCAAUCAAAGUUAAGAGGAGCACCAAACCGACGUACGAAGCAGAAGUUUGCGAUUACGAUUACCGCAACUUCAUCGUAAGGAAGGCAACGACGGGUGAUCUGGUGCUCGUCCGAGCAAAGAAAUUUAAGAUAUGGGAGGCCCAGCCCUGUAAGACGCACAAUAAACAUGAGGACUUUGUAAAAGUGAGUUCGCUGGAUCUGGGCCAAAUCUAUUAAACGCUAUCUCAUAUCAGCUUCGUCUGGACACUCAGGGACAAUGUACGGUGGUUAUCUCAUGGCCCUGCGUUGGAAGCGGGAUUUAACCUCAAUCACCACCACUAGAGAGUGAAGCCCCCGCCCCCCUCCUCCCUUUAUUGCCGCUUGUCGAAAUUUUAAGUUUCCUUACCGUAAUCCCUUUCAGUCAGGAGUUAAACCUUUAUUUUCAUGUCAAAAGUUUCUUGACGACAGUCUCCUUCAUCAUUCGAAAGUGAAGAUCCUUUUUCAUGCUUGUCAAAAUUAAGGUGUUGUGUCCUAUCAGUAUUUUAUAACUUUACUCCCGGUACUUUACUCGGUAUAUGCUAAAGUGAUCGACAUUGAUGAAUCCGACUCAAAACCUACCAAUCACAUAUGAUAAAGGUAACGUAAGUUACACAAUAAAAAGACUGUUUAAAUUUUUAUACUAUGCUGCUUACUUUUAUGAACCUUACCGUUGUUUAAAGGGGGAGUUCACCCUGAGAAAAAGAUUAUCGUAAAAAUAGCAGAAACAAUAAAAAUAUUGGUGAAGGUAUGAGGAAAACGAUUUAAAGAUUAAAAAAGUUAUUAGAAUUCUAUUUUUGUUUAUGACGUCAUAUGUGAUCAGCUUCCCAUGACGAAUUACUUCACCUGAAAGAAAAAAAAAUAUGAUGCAUUUUAUAUUACAUAACGUACGCCUAAUAUGGAGCAGCCGCUCGUAUAUGACGUCACAGACAAAAAAAUAAAUUCGAAUAACUUUCUUAAUCUUUGAUGGAAUUUCCUCAAACCUUAACUUUUUUAUAAUAUAUAUUUUUUUCUGGUAUAUACAGCAAACUUCUUUAAGGUGGUGUCGUAACUCGUAACUCUGCUCGUUAUACAAUUAUAUGCUACAGCACGACACUGCCCAAACCGGACCCGUUUUUAAAUAAGGUAAUGGCUUUGGUCGCUCUGGGCCCCGUUGCAUAAAAGUUUCCAUUAUGGUAUCCUUGCCAUCCAAUGAUAACUGGUCUGGAAUCCUUGAUUUUGAUUGGCUGGGGAUCAGCGAUACCAUGGGAGUUACCAUUGGAUGGCAAAAUUACCAUUAUACUUUUAUGCGACCGGGCCCUGGAGUCGGUUUCGUUGGGUUGAAGGUCGCACGGGCCUAAUCACAACUGGCAGGCCAUAGAUAUUCAUUCGAGCCAACCCAUGGCUCAAUUUUUAAAUUUGAUAUUGCUGAUUGACAAAAAUGAAUGAAUAUGACUGACACUCUAACACUGAUUCUAGGGAGGGUACCUACUGAACUUACUUUUUCCAAAUUGGAAAGAUAUAUCACCACUAUGGAACUAUAUUUUUACUGCCGGAAGAAUUAGGGUAAGUUUACUCUCUCAAGUGAUGAAUUUGGUCCCGGCAGGUGUAGUCUUCAUAAAUGCUGAUUUAUUUUUAAAAUGAGCCGGUCGAGGUACCCUUUUCUGGUCAGAUAUGGAAUGUCAGACAUUUAUCCUAUCCACUGGUAGUAAACAUCCAACCCUCGAAUUUCCUCCUUAUUUUUUAUGAAUUCUUUUUAAGUGCCACUUUAACACAAGAGUCUAUGGGAAAUGAAUUAGGCCUGUGAGCCCUGAACUGUGACAUACCUUCUCUUAGCAGGGUGCCGAUUUUAGAUUCUCAAUAAUUUUGUAUACCCACCAUCAGCUCACGUUCCAGUUUUCGUUUUAAUGAUAAUAUCAAGCGAAGUCGAACUCUUGAUGCAAAUUUAUAAUUCAUCUUAAUUUCAUAAGAAAAUUUACCCCAGGUAAAAUCGAAAAUUUAUUUUUUUAUUUUAUGGGCAAUACAUUGUCGGUAAGAAAUUUGUCAAUGUUUCUCUGAAAAGAUGUGUUUCGCAUGCAUUUAGAAUAUGGAGAUGUUAUUUACAAUGUAAAAAAAAAAUUGAUUUUCAUAUUAAAGUCAUCGGUCAAUGCUUCGGUAACUUUUGUUUGAUAUAGGAUUUAGAAGACCCCCAAGUGGACAAUGCAAAACAUACAUAAUAAAGCUUCAUGGUCUUUUGAUCCGAAUGACUAGAAUAUUUAUGAUGUGCCAUAAUGUAAUAAAGGCUUUCUGUAAUCCCUUACAGAAGGUUCUUUUUAUAUCAUUCUUUCUUAUCACAUAAAGUUAUUUGAAAAUGUAGACACAUACGAAAAAAAAAUUCCUUCAAAAUAUUUCCCCGGACUUUCUCUAGUUUUCAAUUUAAAUCCCCAAUCUUACGAUCUUUAUACUCUUAAUAUCAUACAUGUAUCUAAAUUUUAUAUUGUAAAUAUGUUUCUCCUUAAUUGUUUUACAUUUUGUUUAUGUCUGUAUUUGUAAGUCAAUCAUAAUAUAACCCUAUAUGUUUUCAUAUAUUAGAGACCUCUUUGUAAAACAGUGUUGAUGUGUUAUCAAUGUUGAGUAGGGCAAUCCUUCCGUCUUUUUACUGAUAAUUUCUUUGUAAUUGGCAUUGUUAUUUUUUUUAUUGACGGAUAAAGAUUACAAUAAAAUACAAUUUUAGCUUGUGAAUAAAAUCGAACAUUUCCAAGUUUACAAACAAAAAUGGCAUACAUUAAUUCAAUUUCACAUGUCUGUUUUUUAUGAAAAGGAUCCCUUUUCCGAAUCAGAUUCGGUGUCCUCCUAAUUGUAUAUAAGAAAGCUACAAAUGAAUAUUUUAUCCUGAUAUAUUCCAUCUCAUUCUGCUAGCUCCUAAGAUUCUGGUUUCAUAUAUACCGAAGACAGAAAACCCAAUUAAACAUAAUCACAUACUCUCUUUUGCCAAAAAUCUUUCUGUCUAAACAUUGAACUAGAAUUUUGAUAUGUAUUACAUUAAAAUGAGCGGAAUACUCAUGUUUCUCUUGUUGCUAGUGUACCAAUAUCUUGAAUAUGUUGAAAGAUAAGCAUUAAAAAAACAUAAACGCUAACGCGUUAAAAAUGCUAUGAAAUAGUGUGCAUUGAUGUUGAGUAUCGACGAAUGGAUUUUCCUUGGGGUGCUGCGUGUAUUUAUCUCCGUAGGCAGCAUCCCCUGGAAUAUAUAGGUGUGACAAAAUAAAGAAAUGUAACCG
Messenger RNA from Lytechinus pictus (painted urchin), 3690 nucleotides. RefSeq lists its product as uncharacterized. The record is from RefSeq and is a predicted model, not a curated record. NCBI's taxonomy places the organism in Eukaryota, Metazoa, Echinodermata, Echinoidea, Temnopleuroida, Toxopneustidae. The coding region runs from base 167 to 655 and encodes 162 amino acids. The transcript has 2 exons.